AUGAAAGCUGGUUAUACUACUGUAGUAAAUAAAAUAGAAAAAAAAAUAAGUAAAAAAAAUGAAAGAUAUUCAAACACGACAAAUUUCUUUUUUAAGAAAAAAAAUGGUAAAAAUAAUUUUUUUACAGAACGUUUUAAACCAAAAAUUAAUGAAAAAAAAGGAAAAAAUAUUUGUAACCUUAAUUCACAAAAUAAUAAAGAUAAUUCACAAGAAAUAAUUAAUAGGUCUAAAAGAGCUAAUAAUGAUGUAAAUCAAGAAGAAAUUAACUCAAAAAGUAAGUUAAAAGAGAAAAUAAAUAAUAAAGAAAAAAAAAUAAAAAACAUAAAAUUUAAUUUUGAUAAACAAAUAAAAAAAACGGUUCCUUCUGAAUUAUAUUUUGAAGGUAACUCUAAUGAAUUACAGAACAUUUUAUAUGAGGAUCCUAUUGGAAAAUAUGAAUCAUUUCCGAAAAAUGAAAUAGACAUAAAUGAAAACCUCUUAAGUGAUAAUUAUAAUGAGAAAAAUGAAAUUGAAUCAUUAAACAAAAAAAUUAAAAAUAUAUCAGGUUCAUUCAAAUCAGAAAAUACACAUGAAUUCGAUUCUUAUGAGAAGUUUUUCGAAAUAAAUAAUAAAGCUAAAUAUGAAUUAUCGGAACAUGUAAAAACAUUAAUAAGUGAUAAAAAUGAUUUUGAUAUACAUUUUAAAAAAGAAAAAGAAAUAAUUAAUGAUAAUCAAGAAGAUGAAUAUCAGAGUUUAAAUAAAUUAAAGACAUUAUAUGAAGACACUCGUGCAUCUACUAAGUAUUUUCUAACAAAAAUGCUUAAUAGCAGAAUAUAUAUCGAAAAAAAUAUACCUCUAUAUGAUAAUAUAUUAAAUAAGAAUACUGAGUCUUUCUUUAAAAAAUUAAAUAUUUUCAACGAAGAAGAAAAAGUAGAUAGCUGUGAGCAAGGAAAUGAUUUCAUAGAUAAUAUAUGUGAAUACUUUACGUAUUUAAUGUCUUUAACGUUAAUUAGAUUAUGA
Molecule: messenger RNA, 999 nt
Organism: Plasmodium relictum
Lineage: Eukaryota; Apicomplexa; Aconoidasida; Haemosporida; Plasmodiidae
Product: conserved Plasmodium protein, unknown function
Exons: 3
Coding region: 1-999 (332 amino acids)
Source: RefSeq, a predicted model, not a curated record